This is a messenger RNA of Pteropus alecto (black flying fox), 3957 nucleotides long. RefSeq names its product synapse associated protein 1 (gene SYAP1). The coding region runs from base 129 to 1196 and encodes 355 amino acids. The record is from RefSeq and is a predicted model, not a curated record. Gene Ontology annotation, cellular component: synapse; cytoplasm. Lineage: Eukaryota; Metazoa; Chordata; Mammalia; Chiroptera; Pteropodidae. The transcript has 9 exons.
GGGGAGACGGGUAGAAAGCUGCUGCCGGGUCGCACUUCCUGCCAUCUCCUCCGGAGACGCGCGUUGUGAAGGCGUCGCCCGCUAGGGUCUCGGGUGACCGGGACCGCAGCAGCGGCUCCGCGGGCGAGAUGUUCCGCAGUCUGAGCAGUUUGUUUGGCUUGCAGCAGCUGGCGGUGGACGACCGCCAGUCCAAUGGAGACGGGCAGCCCGAGGCAGAAGCGCCACCGGACCAGACCUCCGAGGCGGUGGCGGAGUCGGUCGAGGAGGAGUCGCAGCAAGCCGGGGACCCGGAGCUCCUUCACCAGGCCAGAGGCCUUGGCAACUAUCUAUUUACCUUUGCAACUGCCGCUACAAAGAAGUUAACUGAAUCAGUUGCCGAAACAGCACAAACGAUAAAGAAAUCAGUAGAAGAAGGAAAGAUAGAUGACAUCAUUGACAAGACGAUUAUAGGAGAUUUCCAGAAGGAACAGAAAAAAUUUGUCGAAGAGCAGAAUACAAAAAAAUCAGAAGCAGCAGUGCCACCGUGGGUUGAUAGUAAUGAUGAAGAAACAAUUCAACAACAAAUUUUGGCCUUAUCCGCUGACAAGAGGAAUUUCCUCCGUGACCCUCCAGCUGGUGUGCAGUUUCAUUUUGACUUUGACCAGAUGUACCCAGUCGCCCUGGUCAUGCUCCAAGAGGACGAACUACUGAGCAGAAUGAGAUUCGCUCUUGUUCCUAAACUCGUGAAGGAAGAAGUGUUUUGGAGGAACUAUUUCUACCGCGUCUCCCUGAUUAAGCAGUCGGCCCAGCUCACGGCCCUGGCUGCCCAGCAGCAGGCCGCCGGAAGAGAGAAGAGCCUCAGCAGAGAGGGCGCGCUGCCGCUCGCAGAGGCAGUACGGCCCAAAACUCCGCCUGCUGUAAUCAAAUCUCAGCUUAAAACUCAAGAGGAAGAAGAGGAGAUUUCCACCAGCCCGCUGGUUUCUGAAUUUGUCAGCGAUGCCUUCGAGACCUGUAACUUAGAUCAAGAGGAUCUGAGGAAGGAAAUGGAGCAGCUGGUGCUUGACAAAAAGGAGGAGACUGUACUCGAAGAAGACUCUGCAGAUUGGGAAAAAGAACUGCAACAGGAACUUCAAGAAUAUGAAGUGGUGACAGAGUCAGAAAAACGAGAUGAAAACUGGGAUAAGGAAAUAGAAAAACUGCUGCAGGAGGACAAUUAGUUUUCUCCUGAAACAAGCAUUAUCCUUCACAGUCUGUAACCGUCAUUAAAUUCUCGAAGGCAUGAAACAGUAUAACUAUGAAUUCUUUUUUAAAUUGAAACUCGCCUUUUCUUCUCAAAAAGUAUAUAGAACAGUUAUUCUAAUAAAUCAAAAAGGGAUAUUUUAUGAAAUAUUUCUUUAAUAUAAAUCCAAUUAGAGACGUUCUUAUAGUCAGUAUGGAUAUCUUAGCCACAGAAACAUAAGUAAAAUUUUAGAGCUCUGUUUUCCAUGAGGUCAAAAAUAUAUUCUUCAAUUAUGGUUUUCUAAAUAUUUGUACUUACUGCGUUUGCAUUGAUACGUAUACGUUAAAGUACUUAAUAGAUUGAUAACUAUGAAAAUGACCAAACUGUACCAAAGAACUGAACACAAAGCACUUUCAGAACUGUUUUCUUGGUAUUUUUUUGAAACUUCAUCUGGAAGCCAAAAGAUAAAAUAAUCACAGUGAUUCCAAUAGUAUAAACGUCACACAAUUUGACAUUGAGAAAUACUGUGCAAAAAUAUUCUUCUCUGGGGCCUUUUCUUUCUCAUUUAACUAUACCACAUUUAAUAAUACUUUUUUUGCCUAAAUUUCACGUGACGGAUUUUGUAGGAAGCAGGGCCUCUCAUGCUUUUUGUAUUAAUGACCACCAGAAGCCUGUUCAACUUAAAGUCUUGUUGUUUAAAUCGUCGCCACAUAUAAAUGUCUUAGCUUUGUCUUAAUUAAACUGCCAGUCUUUAUAAAAUUGUUUUCCUCUGAGUACAACUUCAUGCAGUGCUACUAGUGUUCUGCUAAACUAUCAGGCCCAUUUUCACGGAAGACGGUUAUUCGAGAUGAACAGGGUGGCUUAACUUCCAAAGCAUUUGCUUCCCAAACCUUUCAUGUUUCUCAAGGAGCCUUUAUAUCUUAAAGGGGAAUAGAAUUAAGACAGUUCUUUAUAAGAAAGAUGUACAUAUUUAUAUGCUUGGCCCCACAAAAAUUAGUCUGUGCGGUCCGCUGGCAAAGUUAGAGUCAAUGAGAAAACUGAGUGAGUAUAGGUCCAAGCGUUUGUAGUUUGGGAUCCACACGUGUGAACGAGCCAGACUAUCUCAGCUGGGAUCACUUGGGUCGCAGCAGUAAACUCACGUGUUCUGUGAAACCACCGCCGCCAUUAUCAGGAGAUUUCUCCUGCGGUGCUAUAGUUGCUGAUCACUGAGUUUGGGUUCAGAGAUGUGACUGGCAACAUCUGGAGUAAUCCUUUUAAAGAGAAAGGUUUGUUUUCGAAUAGAGCUUGCUGGAAGGAAAGAAGCAAGUCAAAUGUGUUUGAAGUAGCUGAAAAUCCUAGAUGUAAGCAGAUCAGAAUGUGACAGUGCUUGACUUUUAGUAUAAGCACUAAAAUUGUUAUUGAUGAAUUUGAAUAAAUACAAAAAAAGGAUUUCAGAGAAAAUUCAAAAUUUGAAAUGACAGUAAAAACACUAUCAUUGUUACUAUCAGUUUUCCAUGAUAUUGCAUUUAUAAAUAACUGAAUUGUGCAUUGCCCUGUGAUAAUAAAAGGAUUUAAUAAGACUUUUUACACAGCAAAAAAAUAGUUAAUGCCAUAUUUUUAUGAAUUCAUCAAGGAGUAAAAUAUUCUGCUUUUGUAAAUUAUACAGGUAACCGAAGUGGUAUUCCUUUAAAAGGCAAAAUAAUUUGUAACCAUGUUUGGUGGAACAUUUCUAAGUAUUUAUUUCAUGCCUGGGACUUAGCCAACAAUAUACACUGCGCAUAAAAACACGUAAGUGUCACAAAACGUUAAAAUACGAACAUAGCGCAUCACACUAGGGGAAUUAUAUAGCUCACUGCUUGCUGCUGGCUCGGGAAGCAGUAUGGGCAGCCUGUCUUGGGAGUUUAUCGGAAACGCAGAGCUGCUGACCCAGACUCCAUGUGACCAAGACCCCCGGGGGUUAGAAUGGACCUUACGGCUUGAAAUGCACUGGACUAACGUGCUGAUACACUCAGGGCAGCCGAGCAUCCUGGUGCUUUUUACUUCUUACCCAAACACUGGUGUCCUCGGCCGACAGUGUCUUUACAGUCACAGGUGCGUCCUCUGCUCUUCCAGUCGGUACCCACUGCCCACUCCCGUUCACACUGCCAUAUUAAGAGGAACCAAGUUCCCAGGGAGGCCACAAACCUGCGAAAUCAGAUAUUUCUAAUAGCACACAUUUCAAAAGAUAAUGACACCACGAAGCAGAGAUGAGGCUCUCUGAGAACUGUUUUACAUGUUUGAGCCACUUGGGCGGCACCAGAGGGCUGACGUGCUCUGAGGCUCCAAAGGAUGGAUGCCGCUCCGUGUGGCAUGUUUAUGCACGUGCAGUCAAGUAACAAAAAUAGCUUAAAGGGAAAUAGAGCAUUGAACCAAACUAAGUCUUUAAAGCUUGUUUUAGGUGCAUGGAGUUAGUAUUAUACGCAACAUCACUGUCCGUUUACGGUUAUAGUAGUUUAUGACGAGCAUGUCGCAUCCCUAGCUAAUGUGGCCAGUCUGAGAAGGAGGCUGCCGUGCUACGGCGGACACAGUGUCAGAAUCUCCUUAUACUCAAAAGUGGGAAAUCUCAAUUUGUAAUUUUUGAAACGUUAAACUAGAGAAGCUUUUAAGAGAUAAAGCAGCAAUUAUACUUGUGCUCAGUACUUUCAGAUGCCCUACUGUAACCAAGAUAGUUUGCCACAAUCAAAAUAUUGUCACAGAUAGGGUUUUUAGAACAUAUUAAAGGUUUACUGAAAGAAAACUUA